Messenger RNA from Periconia digitata, 1648 nucleotides. The record is from the annotation of a GenBank genome assembly. NCBI's taxonomy places the organism in Eukaryota, Fungi, Ascomycota, Dothideomycetes, Pleosporales, Periconiaceae.
UGCAGCGCAUAUAUUGAUCAGCGCAGUCUCGCACAUACGCUCAAACGCAACCUUCACUAUGAUUGAAGAUUUGAUGAACCUGCGAUGGGGUAUCCCUGUUAAUGCAUUUACUGUCCCCGUUUUUUCUAUCGCGGUGCUGUGGAUUGGAUGGAGGAUAUGGACUUUUACCAUCAGGCCAUGGCUGCGACCUCAAGAUCCUGUCGUGCUUCCCUACUGGAUACCUUUUCUGGGUCACAGCUUUGCGUUCUUCGGGAACUCAGAUGAGCUUCUCGAACGAGGCCUAGAUUAUGUUGGAAGAAGCAACGAGAUUUUCGGUAUCCAGACGUUGAAACGGCAGCUAUACAUCAUUACAAACCCUCCCGAAGUGUCGAUUGCGUUCAACGACAACACCGCAUUGCAUUUCGAUGGACACUUGAACGAGCUUCUGGAGAACUUUGGCUUCAGUAAAGAGGGAUUGAGGCUAUCAUGGCAUAUUCCAAAACCGGGAGACUGGUGCUACCUCCCUGGCAACGAAAUCAAUCCGGAGCUGGCCUCUUUGAAUCGCUUUACAGAAGACAUGUACCGCAAGCAGCUCUUACCAGGAGAAAAGAUGGACGUCAUGUCCAGAGUUUUCAUGCGAUCCGUAUUCGACACGCUCCAAUGGGACAAACUCGAUUUCUGCACAGUAGAAAGCACGGAAAAGGGGAAGUUGCUUUCGCUCCGGGAACUUUGCAGAUACACGCUGGUCGAAGGUGCGACGCAAACUAUGUUUGGAAGCCAUCUCCACAAAAUCGAACCCCGCAUCGUCGAGUACAUGCUUCGGUAUAACGACAAUGCAUGGAUGGUGUUUUUCCAGUACCCCGAUUUUUUCGGGAACUCCCCAAUCACCGAACCUCGACGGGUCAUUACCGAAACCCUGGAAAAGUUUAUCGAGAUGCCAGAUGAAGAGCGUCACGAGCAGGCUUGGUCCAUCAAGAAUAUUCUGGCGUGGCAGAAAGUCAUGAAUAUUGAUCUGCGUGCCAGGGCAUCGGUGCUCCUGAUGGUGUACUGGGCUGCAAACUCCAACGAAUACAACAUAUCUUUCUGGGUGCUUGCUCAUCUCCUACAUAAUCCAGAACUGCUCCGUAUGGUGAAGGAAGAGACUGAAGCGGCGUGGAUCGACGGCGUGCUGGACAUAAAGCUCCUUCGCACUAAUUCGCCCAAUCUCGAAGCCAUUUUUAACGAAGCGCUCCGAUUGAACGGCGGGGCAAUGGUAAGCCGCAUUGUCAGGGAACCAAUCACUCUGGGUGGCAAGCAGCUGAAGCCAGGAAACGCUAUCAUUAUUCCAGCUCGCCAGUUGCACAAGAAUGAAAAGGUUUGGGGACAAAAUUCUGGAGAUUUCGAUGCUUUUAGGUUCAAGAAGCACAAAGCGCUCUCUCGCCAUGCUUCAUAUCGGCCAUUUGGGGGCGGAAAAACCUACUGUCCCGGUCGAGUAUUGGCCAAAGAAGAGGUGUAUGGUUUUUUGGCCACCCUGUUUCAUCGUUUUGAUCUGAAAAUGGCCGAGGGGAAGGGUCCAGGUGGUGGGAAGCAGGUGUUUCCAAGCUUGGACGACAGCUCACCGGCUUUGGGUAUCACAGGGCCUGUCAAAUCGCAUGAUGUUCUGAUCUCCGCAACGCAGAGGGUAGUAUGA